Trichobilharzia regenti is the source of this 564-nucleotide messenger RNA. The record is from the annotation of a GenBank genome assembly. Lineage: Eukaryota; Metazoa; Platyhelminthes; Trematoda; Strigeidida; Schistosomatidae.
AUGAGUAAUAGUAAUAAUGGCAGUACAGUUGGACGUCAUUCCGGUGUGCAUCAGAAUACACCAGGAUCAUCGGUGAAAUCACAAAGGUCAUACAGUAAUCGACCUCGGAUGGGAGCAUCUGCUAUCGUCACAAAUCUCCACGAUCAUUCUACAACCUCGUCGGCAUCCGCUGAUAAUUAUCAACAGUCUACACUGCCAGGACGAGGGAAAUUGAUAACCCAGCAUCAUCACUGGAAUAAUGGGAAUCAUAAAAACACCAAUCCCAAUACAUCAUCAGAGACAAUGAUGACAACGCCUUCAUCAACAGAUUUGGAUGAAUUCUAUCGAUUAUCACGUAGUCCAUCGACUCCAGGAUUAUGCAUUAAUAAUAGUAGUAGUAGUAAUAAUCAUUCAAAAUAUUCACCGCAUACAAUGGUGCCUUCAGUGACGACGACAACAACACCGCCGGCAACAACAACAAUACCACAAAAAUCACUGGGACAGAUGAAGAAUUCGCCAGACAAAUUCAAGCCAUCAUUUAUGAAAAUAAUCAACAUUUAUGCUCAAAAUGAUAAUAAGUGUUAA